CUCCCUCUCCCGAACCUCCGCUCCCUCCCACUCGCCAUCUUCCCACUCCAUCUCAAGCCUCCCUCCUCUCUGAAUCCGUCCUCCGUUCCCCACCAACAAGGAAUUGAAGGACCAGGGAAUCAGGGAGAGAUCGCUCGCAGGAGAGUGAGUUCAGGGCGAUGACGACGCUGGGGAAGAGGCACAGGAACGACAGCUCGCUGCGGCGGACGACGAGCAUGUCCGGGUUCGAGGUGCCGGGGGCGGAGGAGGCGGGGCGGCAGCCGACGCGGGCGGCGAGGGGGGGAUCCGCGGCGCCGACGCCCUCGACGGCGGCGGUGUGUGGCGGCGCCGUGCAGAGGCGGCACUCGGGGGACUUCCACGCGGCGAUGGAAACGGCGGCCUUCUUGCAGGCCUGCGGGCUCUGCAGCCGCCGCCUCGGACCUGGCCGCGACACCUUCAUAUACAUGGGGGAAGUGGCCUUCUGCAGCCUUGAGUGCAGGCAGCAGCAGAUGAACCUGGACGAGCUCAAGGAUAAGAAAUGCUUCCCGCCCGCCGGCAGCGCUGGCUCUGACGGCACCAGCAGCACCGUAGCUGCCGCCUAGCAUUGCCGGAGAGCAAAAGAAAGGAAAUUUUUGGGGACCCUGUAGGGAACCAAAUCCAUUAGUUUCUGUCAACAAUGUGAUAUGCAUACAUAUAUCCUAUAUGUGGUGUUCUGUUGUGUAUAUUGCUGGUUCAGGUUGGUGAGCCAAAAUGGGAGGAGGGGGUUGUAGAAGUUGGAACUGGGACUAGGGAAAGCUUGCAAGUGGUAGUGCACCUACAGGUGUGUAGAGCAGAAGGGAGUACUGCUUUGUAUACUGCUGCAAAUUAGAUCAUGGGAUUUGGAGCUACUAUUGUUAAAAUUAUAAAAAAAAUCCCAAGGAAGAACUUAAGUUCUCCAGAUUGUUGGAAAGUA
Brachypodium distachyon (stiff brome) is the source of this 931-nucleotide messenger RNA. RefSeq lists its product as uncharacterized. NCBI's taxonomy places the organism in Eukaryota, Viridiplantae, Streptophyta, Magnoliopsida, Poales, Poaceae. The transcript has 2 exons. The record is from RefSeq and is a predicted model, not a curated record. Bases 159 to 581 code for a protein of 140 amino acids.